CGUUGACAGAUGAAAACAUUUUUUGUUUGACAUGUGAUUUUUGUUUAAUUAUAUCGUUGAUAAUUGAAUAAAUUUAACCAUAUAAGCAGAAUGGACUUAGCCAAAGUCUGCAGCAAGGCCCUUGUUGUUGCUAAACCAAAGGGAGCGCUCGGUCCUGAGAAAAAGAAGGUCAAUGUGCUGGAUGAAGAGACAUACGCAGAGGAAGUUGAGAAGAUUAUUGAGAAAGAUUUUUUCCCAGACCUUGCAAAAAUAAAAGCCCAGGCAGAAUAUAUGGAAGCUGUAGAGAAAAAUGACCUUGUGAAACUGAGAGAGCUUGAGCUGAGAUUCUCUAAACGACCGAAUACAGACAGGUCUAUAUACAACACACCUUCAACAUUUGAUACUCCUGAGAGAGGGGAGCACCCAUCAACUCAGAAAUCUACACAAGGGGUCAAUUUGCCAGAGAACAAUCUUGAAAGUGUCAUCAGUGAGACAAAAGGGUCCAAGCAGCACCUUGAUUCAUUCCUGUCGAAAAACACAAGUGAAGAUAAUGACUCGUUCUCUCAGAUUUUGGAGGAAGCAGACAAAAAACAAAGAGAGAAACAUGCAUGGCUGUUUGAAAAUGAGGAAAAUAGAACACAGGAAGAGAAUGAUCGACUAGCCCUUCCAAACAUUGAGGAUCAGGCAGCUAUUACAGAUGGCCAGGCCGGGGUCGAUACUUGGAAAUACAAGAUUAAAAACGCCCUCAUGUACAUACCCGACGGUGAGGACUACAGUGCAGCAGAACUUGUUGAAUUAAAGAAGAAAAUACCUCGAAAAAUUGUGCAUGAAAAUACGAGAUUUCAAGACAAUCCCUGGAACUCUGUGAGGAACAAAGAAGCUAUGAAACAAGCUGCCUCUGAUAAAGCGUUGUUGUUUUCUGGAAAAAUAGGGCAUGAUGGGAAAGAAGUGGAAGUUGGCAUCACACCAAGAGUUAACGGGUAUGGGUUUGUUGCCACACCAUCGCCUGCCCCUGGGGUGGAAGAUUCGCCAUUUAUGACCUGGGGCGAGAUUGAAGGCACACCCUUUCAGCUGACCAAUGAGACUCCACUCAUGCCUUCCGAUGCUCCAGCAUUUAAGAUUCCUGCCGUCCCUCACCGUGACAAACUGGCGUUGGAACUUGCAGAGAAGGCCAGCAAACAGCAUAGGGACAAGAAGGAGAAUGCUCUUAAACUUGCUUCUAGGCUGGCUAGUCCUGGGACCAGUAAAGGCUCAGCAAUAGAACGGAUCAACUCCCUCUCCCCUGCAGCUCAGAAACUUUUAGGAAACCGGAUAGGUGUCAGAACAGGGACUGAUAAAGCUCUCCGUGCCAGUUACUCCCCUUCACCAUCGCGGACUCCUGGGGACAAAACCCCGAAACUCACCCCUAAAUUGACCCCUAAAAAUAAGACCCCUGUUUACAGUAGUUCUCCUAGAUCUACUCCUGGUAGUAAGCGUGAUGCGAGUGAAGUGCCAUCGUUGACUGAUAAUCUCUUGCAUAUUCCUAAGAAACGUUCCAAAGCUACCGAUUUCUUCUGAGGAUAGAUUGUCUUAGUGAAUGAGAACUUCAACUUGGAUUAAUGUUAAGCAAGCGACUGGUGUACUGUGGCAGGUUAUUUGUGAUGAAAAAGAUCCAUAGUAUCACAAGUGUGUUCGGUGAAACCCAUCAGGCAAUGGGUGCAAGCAGCCUUUUAUAAACUCCAAAUAACAACUCAGAUGGAUAAACUUGGACUAACAAGCAGACUUCUUGCAUAAGGGAGAAAUUGGACUGAGCAUAGUCUCUUCAUUUUCAUAUCAACUUCAUAGCAAUAUGCGCAACUGCUCCAAUCCUAGAGUUAAUCAACAUAUAGGAUUAAAAAUAUUGUUCUUACCUGAACUGUAACCUUUUCAAGUUUGAGCCUAGAUCAGUUGUGGUUCAGUUGUGCACUUGGCCAUUAUUCUUUCCAUAUUAUGUAACUGUUUGGUUUUGCUAUGAGUCAUUUAUUAUGGACUAUUACAAGCAUUUACAUUUACCAGCAGUUUGAUACUUUACUGUUUAUCCACAAAUGGAUUUGAAGAAGUUAAAGGCAUAAUAAAAAGGAAAAUAGAA
This is a messenger RNA of Mya arenaria, 2086 nucleotides long. Its product is annotated as splicing factor ESS-2 homolog. NCBI's taxonomy places the organism in Eukaryota, Metazoa, Mollusca, Bivalvia, Myida, Myidae. The record is from RefSeq and is a predicted model, not a curated record. Gene Ontology annotation, cellular component: catalytic step 2 spliceosome. The transcript is spliced from 7 exons. Bases 91 to 1536 code for a protein of 481 amino acids.